Molecule: messenger RNA, 2250 nt
Organism: Closterium sp. Naga37s-1
Lineage: Eukaryota; Viridiplantae; Streptophyta; Zygnematophyceae; Desmidiales; Closteriaceae
Source: the annotation of a GenBank genome assembly
AUGCGUGGGGAUCUUUGUUCUCAUGCCGAGGGAACGCUGAUUCCCGAGCUGCAACGCCAGGGUCUCCGCAUACCUCUGCAGCCUGUUCCCGUUAUCGACGACAACGGAUACAUAUGCGUCGACCCUCCUGUGGACAUCCGAAGAGAGCUGCUAGACCACAAGGAGAAGUUCGCUGUGAUUGAGCACGACAUACAGGUUCUGACGGCCAAGAUCGAGUAUCUGGCCAUCCGCAAAGGCGUGACGUCGGACGAGCUGGACGCAGGGGCGCGCCAACACCUGGGUGCCGUGGUCGACACGCUGGUGCCGACGGCGACUCCACGCAAGCACGCCAAAGCAGAACCUACCGCGGACGGAAGUGGCCAGAAGGAGGUCGCGCAGACUCCUCCGACGCGUGCACUGGCGGCAGUGCCAUCAAUCUCUCCCUGUCCUGCACCUCACACACCUGCCGUGAAAGAUAGCCAAGUUACUGCCGGCGACGCGACACCUGCUGUGGUCAGGCAACAACAGCGCGACCAUCUUGCAGUGGCUUUGCGCAGCCGCGCUAAGACUCCCGUGCCCGCAGCUCCAGGUAACCCCGGAAGGGUCGCAAGCAGCGGCCGAACGGGAGUUAUGUGGAACGCAGCGAAGCAGAGGUACUACGUCCGGAUCAUAUCUGCUCGCCGUCAGCAGGUUCGUCUGGGGUCGUACGAGGACAAGGACGAGGCGUCAUACGCGUAUGCUGCGGGAGCCGUUGUACUUCGCCCGAACUCACGCAUCGGCUGCACGGUGGAGCUGUCCGACGGUGACAGGCAGGCUUUAGCCGGCUGCACCGAGGAGAUCCUAAGGCUACUCGUGAAGUACAGGCGCUGGAACAGAUGGAGGGAGUGGAGAGCCGCAAUGGCUGGCCUGGACGAUGCGCAGCCGGUCGAGACCCGUUCGCGGCGAAAGGGCAGAGUGUCCCGGGCCAUUAGUGACGUUGAGGAGGUGGAGGCGACCACGCAGACUACAGAGGACCAGCCUAUGGCUGAAGAGCCAGAGGACCCACCAGAGGACUACACGGAUGACGAUGAGUCCGUUGACGAUGAUGCUGUGUAUGAACCAGGAAACGAUGAUUUCGACGAAGAAGAUGACUGGGAGGAGGUCAACCGUGCAGAGGAGACUCGAGAAGUGCCGCUGCAGAUAUGCAGCGCCAAGGCUGUCGGGGCCGUCGACGCGGAGGCAGCCUGCACGCCCAUUGUCGCCAGCGCACCACAAGGGGAGGAGGACACGGAGGCCGUGAAGGAACGCCUGAUAGACGAGUUAAUGGAAGGCGAAGAUGAGGACGACGAGGAGGGAAACGGUGGUGGUCAGUCGUCAAGCAACGAUCCGUGUGGCGAGAACGGAUCAGAGGAGGAGCAGGCCACAAAAGCGCCACAUUCGAGGAAGCGGAUAGAAGCAGCAGAUGGCCAAGUCACACGCGAGGAAUUUGAUGCAUUGCGUGAUUCCCAGAAUGAUACCGCGAAGACACUGGCUCGUCUGGAGUCACACGUACUGACCAUCAUCCGCCUUGGCGAAGGGCGUAAGCGCAAGCGGGCGUCCACAAGUGCCGCAGCCUCGCUCGGCCGGGAAGCUUCGAAGCGGAAACGCCAGUCAGAUGAUGACGAAGAAUCCACGUGCGAUGAGGACGAGUUGCCGGCGAAAGUGGCACGGCACGCGCGUCACGACAAGUCGCCAGUGCUCCAAACCGCCCUUGACAUCCUUCCAGCGGAGAAGGCUUGGAAGGAUCAUCUGUUUCUAGAAGCCCCGAACGAGAAGAUGGACUUCUAUCCGAGUCGCGACGCCAAAAACGCCGGCCUAUGCCAUGUCGUGUCCACCAUUUCUCCCAAAACUGCGACUCUGGCGUUAGACGCGGAUAAGGCUCGACGGCAGGAUCUGAACAAGACCUUGUCCGAGAGCGAACGGCAUAAAUCCGCCCAUUGCCCCUCCAACUCCUCCGCCACCUAUUUCGCCGCCGCCCAUCCUGAUUCCGCCGCCUCCUUUUCCUCCGUCGCCCAUUCCGCCACCACCCAUUCCGCCACCGCCCUUUCCGCCACCGCCUCCCACCCCUCCGCCUGCGCCCCCAGUGCCACCCUUCACGUUUCCGCCAUUUCCGCCGCCAUGUCUGUGCUUCUUACAGGUCGAACGUCCGCAGUGCAACCAUCCGCGCAAGUUUCCGCCCAUCUUGUCCACGCGGAGUCCCGCGGAGAAGCGAAGGGCCAACGUGGCGUGGAGAGACGAAAGCAGGACAAAUGA